Messenger RNA from Aaosphaeria arxii CBS 175.79, 620 nucleotides. Its product is annotated as NADH-ubiquinone oxidoreductase-like protein 21 kDa subunit. The record is from RefSeq and is a predicted model, not a curated record. The coding region runs from base 13 to 585 and encodes 190 amino acids. Lineage: Eukaryota; Fungi; Ascomycota; Dothideomycetes; Pleosporales. The transcript has 4 exons.
AUCACAAUCACAAUGGCACAGUCGACACAAGCAGCGCAAGAAGCGCAGCCUCUCAUUGCGGACAAGAUCCCCACGGGAGAGUACCCUCUCAUUGACAACGACCCUCACAUCUCUCGCGUCAUCCGAUAUGCUCGACCAGGCGACUGGGCGGCAGGCGCCGCCGUUGGAGCGCUCUCCCCAGCAUUGAUGCUCUACUGGGAGCGAGUCUCCCCCUCCUUCGUCGGAAAGGGAGGAUUUCCACCCAUUCUACGCUUGAGCGGCGCAAUUGGCCUCACAGGAAUGUUCAUGUUCGUCUGCUCGAGAUCAUCUCAUCGCUUCUACGGUGCGCGCGAGAAUCGCCGCGAGGUUGAGAUGGACAUGAGGGAGAUGGUCGACAAGGUCAAGCGCGGAGAGCCGCUCUACGGAAAAUCGGAAAUGUCAGAGUACCUCCAGGGUGUCUCCCACAGGAACUCGAGGUACUCGGCCGUCUUUGCCCACGUCAUCCCCUGGCCCAACCUCGUCAACCACCCGUACCACGGCGUCGAUACCGCCAAGUACUACCGCCAGGCUGAGUUGGAGCUUGAGCAGGAGAGGGCGGCGAAAUAGAGUGGUUCGUUGGGAGGGGUGUUUUGUGGCUCGAC